AUGAGGACUCGUAGUAAUUCAGGGGUGCGUUUAGAUUAUUACCAGCGGGUUGUGCACAAGCUAAUUUUAGAUCACCAGCAGCCUGUGACAGGAUUGUUUCCCGCAAGCCCUCACAAUGAUCAUGCUUGGAUUAGAGACAACCUUUACUGUAUUUUGGCAGUAUGGGGACUAUCUAUGGCGUUUAAGAAAAUUGCUGAUCAAGAUGAAGACCGUGCCAAAACAUAUGAAUUAGAGCAAAGUUGCGUCAAGCUAAUGAGAGGUCUCCUUAUGGCUAUGAUGCAACAAAAAGACAAAGUAGAGAAAUUCAAGAGUACUCAGCACCCCUUAGAUUCUCUCCAUGCCAAGUAUUCUUCUACCACCGGCCGCAUCGUGGUCAAGGACACAGAGUGGGGUCACCUACAGAUUGAUGCUAUCUCCCUCUACCUUCUCAUUCUUGCACAGAUGACAGCAUCUGGACUUCAAAUUGUUUUCUCUUUAGAUGAAGUUUCAUUCAUCCAGAAUUUAGUGUUUUACAUUGAAUCAGCUUAUUGCACUCCUGAUUAUGGAAUUUGGGAAAGAGGUGACAAGACUAACCAUGGUCUGCCAGAGUUAAAUGCCAGCUCCAUUGGCAUGGCAAAAGCAGCUCUUGAAGCUAUGAAUGAGUUGGACUUGUUUGGUGCUCGUGGUGGUCCUUCUAGUGUUAUUCAUGUGCUGGCUGAUGAAGCCCAAAAAUGUCAGGCUGUACUGCAGUCCAUGCUGCCAAGAGAAUCAAAUAGUAAAGAGUUAGAUUCAGGUUUACUGUCUAUUAUAAGUUAUCCAGCUUUUGCUGUAGAUGACCCCCAGUUGAUUGCAAUAACAAGGGACACCAUUGUUGCUAAACUCCAAGGAAAAUUUGGAUGCAAGAGAUUCCUCAGGGAUGGACACAAAACACCUAGAGAGGAUCCCAAUAGGCUGUACUAUGAGCCUUGGGAACUUAGGAUGUUUGAAAACAUAGAAUGUGAAUGGCCAUUGUUCUUCUGUUACCUGAUAUUGGAUUAUUGUUUUAAAGGUGAUAAAAACAAUGUGACAGAGUACACACAGUUGUUGGAAAAGAUUAUGCUGAGGAAAGAUGAUGGUAUCAAGUUGGUUCCUGAACUGUAUUCAGUGCCACCUGACAAGGCUGACCUGGAACAGCAGAAUCCUGGAAGCCAGGAGCGAAUACCCUUGGGCAGGUGCCCCUUCAUAUGGGCCCAGUCUUUAUACAUUCUAGGAAAGUUAUUACAAGAGGGUUUCCUAGCUGUUGGAGAAUUAGAUCCUCUUAACAGAAGGUUAUGUUCAGAGAAAAAGCCUGAUGUGGUUGUUCAGAUUGUGAUUCUUGCUGAAAAUAAUGAAAUCAGAGAUAAAUUGCUAGAGUAUGAUCUGCAUGUGCAAACUAUCAGUGAUGUGGCUCCUAUUGAAGUCCAACCAGCAAGAGUUUUAAGCCAUUUGUACACAUAUUUAGGUCGUAACAAGAAAUUAGGUUUAUCUGGCAGAAAAUCCCGUGAUGUAGGUAUUUUAAGUACAAGCAAACUGUACUCUUUGAAUGACCGCAUAUUCGCAUUUACACCACAGAACUUCGACUACGAAGAAUACUACAUGUCGCGCGACCCGGCGCUCCUCGCCAGCACGUUCACGGCUAACGUCGCGUUCCUUGGCAUGAGCUGGAAGCAAAUGCUUGGCCGACCGACGAUCACAUUACUCGCUACGCAGUAUUUGUUAGAUCAGGGUAAAAUCCCAAUGGCGAUGAUAACGACUAUGAAAAAGCUUAAAUCUGGUUACAUCAACGGUACAAGAGUAACUCUUGGUAAUCUCGGAGAGUUUUUGAGCACAUCCGCCAUUACUAAUUUGAGUUUCCUUGGCAGUCAAGAGGAUGGAUAUCCUGAUAAAUUAAACCCAGAAGUUCAGAGUUAUUUAGAAGAGCACUUAUUAAAGUCGUUUAGCAACAAGAUCAACUUCCUGCCACGUCCAGCAGGAGCUAGGAAUGCGCGCGCAAUGCGCCGCCGUAUGUCAGUGCGUGGAGCUAUUAAGAAAACUAGAUCUAUCAAUGUGGAUUCUGAAACGUUAGGUAUGGAAGGAGAGUCAGUGGGUCGUUCUUUGGAGCGUAAGCCGUCGUGGCUUGAUGUGGACCCUGCUACGUAUGGACGCAGUCCGUCGCCUGAGGAUGCUAAACGCCGAGCGUUCACUAAGGGAACAUCGACGACGUCUUUAGCCGUCUCCACACCUACCAUUGAAGUGACAAAAGAAAAGUCUCCGUCACCACCUGAAGCGAUAGUAAACAAGAAUCUUACGAACAUAGUUCGCAAUCGCACCACUUCAGAGUCCCAGAACUCUGUAUACGCUGAACAAGAGACGGACGAGCUCAUCGCCAUGUUACGUGAGACUGAGAGUCUGGACGAGCAGGGAGACAUACUGCAGUAUCUCGUCGAUACUCAUGGACUGGACUUUAGUACAGGCAUGCAAGAAAACGGGAAAAUGGUGACCGUGAAAGACCUUUUAAAGGUUCUUUACGAGAAGGCUUGUACUCAAAAGCUCUGGGGACUCGUCCGUCACACGGCGGGUAUGCUCGGCAAGAGAGUUGAGGACCUCGCAAAGGCUGUAACGGAUUUGUUGGUGCGACAGAAACAGAUUACUGUGGGCAUGCCUCCCAACAAUGAACAUACUAUCACCGCUCCGUUGCCAGAGAAUGAAUUGAGGCAGCUUAUACAUCAGUCAUUUCGUCAUGAAAAUCAAGGGAAUGAACAGAAGAAGGCGUAUGGCGACGACGAGAGUACAGCCAUGUUGACUCAGGAGCUGCUGGUCUACCUCGCCAUGUUCAUCCGCACUGAACCACAACUCUUCCUAGAGAUGUUACGACUUCGUGUCGGACUUAUCAUACAGGUUAUGGCCACAGAGCUGUCGCGAACAUUGUCAUGUGAUGGUGAAGAGGCGUCUGAACAUUUGUUGAACUUAUCACCUUUUGAGAUGAAGAAUUUGUUACAUCACAUCCUCAGCGGAAAGGAGUUUGCCAUUAAUAGCGUUGGUCGCGGUAACUUCUCUAUAGUGAGCAACAAAUCUCAUAGAUAUGGAAAGAAGUCACAGAUUGUUCUAGAGGGCCAGUCUCUACAGGGCGGAAUUGAAGAAGCACCUAUAACUGAGCCAGAUCGUCAGGGCCAAUGGUUGCGUCGACGCAGGCUCGACGGAGCAUUGAACCGCGUGCCACGUGACUUCUACCCUCGCGUGUGGGGUGUCUUGGAAAGGUGUCAAGGCUUAAUUAUUCAAGGAAAGAUCUUGCAACCGAAUUUGACUCAAGAAAUGACGUCAGGAGAGUUGAAAUUCGCGCUUGCAGUGGAAACAGUACUGAAUUCGAUCCCACAGCCGGAGUACAGGCAGUUAGUUGUGGAAGCCCUCAUGGUGUUGACAUUGGUCGUGGAGUAUAAGGCCGUAGCGCACCUGGGAGGAACUAUCGAGGUUGAGAGUCUGGUCCACAGAGCCAACCAAAUAUUCUUAGAUGACCAGAUGCGAUGCAACGGCGACGCAACUCUCUGUUGCGCAAAGGAAGGGUCUCGUGGGGGUUCUCUAGUCUGUGGCGGCGCGGCCGGGGUCUGUCAACAUUUGUACGACAGCGCGCCGUCUGGCUCGUACGGCACCAUGACGUACCUGGCCCGGGCCGUCGCGGCACUACUGGCAGACACCAUGCCUCUCGACUCGCCCAUCGAGUGCACCAUCACUUAA
Messenger RNA from Spodoptera littoralis (African cotton leafworm), 3708 nucleotides. Lineage: Eukaryota; Metazoa; Arthropoda; Insecta; Lepidoptera; Noctuidae. The record is from the annotation of a GenBank genome assembly.